Messenger RNA from Penicillium lagena, 2511 nucleotides. RefSeq lists its product as uncharacterized. The coding region runs from base 1 to 2511 and encodes 836 amino acids. The record is from RefSeq and is a predicted model, not a curated record. NCBI's taxonomy places the organism in Eukaryota, Fungi, Ascomycota, Eurotiomycetes, Eurotiales, Aspergillaceae. The transcript is spliced from 8 exons.
AUGUCACCCAAGGCCAAGGAUGUGAACCGUCCCACGGACACCAAGCAGAAGGAGAAAGACAUCAACCAGAAGCUGCAAUGGUUUGGCAUGUACCACGCCUUCAAGAACAGCAAGCUUCCGUCGAACAAACAGUGUGAUGUCGCCCUGAACAGUGCCCUGACGUCCAAGGUCCUCACCUCCCCGCCGGCUGAGCUGUCCGCCGAGGGCAGGGUUCUGGUCAAGGACCUGCGCAAUGUCAUCGACCAGUCCAAGAAGCUGCUCUUGUCCAAGAACGAGGGUGAACUGCUGCAGGAGUUCAUCUGGCAGUCCCAGCAGAUCACCGCGGGACAAGUGCAGACAUCUGGUCUUCCCGUCGACAAGGACAGCGCCAAGCAGGAUGGCCAGAAGGCGCUGGAGGGCUUUAAGACCCUGGGAACUCUUCUGAUCACCAAUGGAGAAUUCCGCAAGAUCCUGAGCGACGCCACCAUCCUCCUCAAGGACAUUGCGGCAGAUGCGUCGCAGAAGGCUGCCAACCAGGUCCGGCCAUCGGAAGAGCAGCUCUCGCAGAUUGACGAGCCUGCUGAGGAGAACGUCUGGCACGAGAAGCCCAAUGUCUCCAAGGAGGACAUGAAGUCCAAGUUCAAGAAGAAGAAGAAGCAACAAGACAAGUCUAGUGUUGCUUCCAGCAACGAUGAUGCCUCGGUGGCCCAAUCCGAUGACAGCAAGAACAGUCGUACUCGUGAAUACGCCGAGAAGACCAAGAAAUACCUGUCCGAAAAGGUUCCCAAGGAGCGUCGCGAGCAGGUCAUCUGGCGUCUGAAGAAGAUGGUCAUUGAGAUCCAGGGCCAUGCUGACUACCAGCAAGCCAUUGAAACCCUGCUGACCAUGGCGGAGAAGUAUGCUGGCCACACCAAGUCCGUUGGUCAGCAGAGCUCUGGCACCGUCAAGGACUUCCGAGCCACCGACAGUGUGCAGGCUGCUGAGAAUUGUCUACGGACUCUCAUCGAGCGCUUCGCUAACAACACCUCCUUGAGCGAUUUCUUUGACUCCUUGAACAAGAUCUACACUGAUGCGGACAAGGAUCCUGAGCUGCGGAGAUGGUUCAAGAACGUCGACACCUACAUCAGGAAAUGUUUGCGUGAGCAAGGGUUCAUCAUGGAGGACGAGGCGAACCGUCAGUGGAAUGAGCUGUAUGACAAGGGCCACUAUCUGCUGCGUGAGCGUUACAGAGACCACACCAACCGCAUUGUGGAUGAGAUCAAGUUCCUGGCGGAUCAGUUCGACAAAGACCCCCAGAACAGGGCCCUCGCCGAGUCGAUCCAGCAUCUCUUCAGGGACCUGGGCCGGAAUACGGGCGGCCAAGUGGUGUUUAAGCAGGACCUGCUCAAAGAUGUGGGCAAUGUCAUUUUGCCUGGCAUUUUUGAGAAUGUACGCUACGUUCCAAUUCCGCGUAUCGAGGUGUCCGACCCCAUGGUCGACGUGGUGGUCGAGAACCUGGUCGUUGAAAGCGACAACCUGAUGCCCAACGUUGUCGAGUUUGGCAGUGACAACUACUUCCGCUGGGGCCGCAAGAAGAUCAGCAACAAGAGGGAUAACAAGAUCAUGAUCUCUGCGUCUGGCAUUCAAGCAGAUCUGCGUGAUGUCAGCUACUACAUCAAGAAGAAGGAGGGCUUCCCCUCGAUCACCGACAGGGGUAUCAUGGACAUCUUCCUCGGCGGCGAAGGCGUCAGCUUCAAGAUUGCUGCUUCCAACGCCCAUAAGCAGGAUAAGGAGCACUUCGUCAAACUGGACAAGGUGGACGUGACCAUCAAGAACAUGGACAUCAAGCUGAAGAAAUCCAACCACAAGAUCCUCUUCAACGUGUUCAAGCCGAUGCUCUUCCGCGUGGUCCGUCCCGCUCUGCAGAAGGUCUUGGAGGAGCAGAUCCGCAAGGCCUUCAAUGACGCCGACGCCUUCGCCCACGAGAUUAGCACCGAGGCCCAGCGUGCCCAGAAAGCCGCCCGCGAGGACCCCGAUAACGCACCGGGCAUCUUCUCCCGCUACGCUGACGCCAUCCGGGCCCGCAUGCAAGCCAAGGCCAAGAAGGCCGAAGAGAUCGUCCAGCGUGAUACCAAGGUCCAGACCGUCAUGACCCUCCACGAUUCCAUUUUCCCGGACAUCGAGCUGCCCGGCGGCGUCUCCAGCAAGGCAACCGAGUAUGCCGACCUCGCUACCAAGGGCGAGCGCUGGGAGUCGCCCAUCUUUAGCAUUGGCAACGCCGGCGAGUCCACCGACAUCCCUACCCAGGAACCUAUCACCCGCAAGGCCCAUAACACCAAUGGUACCACGGACGUUGCUGGCGCCGCCGGUGCUUCUGGCAGCGCGACCGCGGCCGCCACGAACGGCACCUCCAAGGUGUCUGGGUACCCCUCGCGUGGCUUCUCCGAUGAAGUCGACCAGGCCUUUGUCAACGACAAGACCAAGACCGUUGGCGACGGUAUCAAGACUACCAACGGCACCACCGCCACGAACGGGUUCACCGCGGUCAACUAA